Molecule: messenger RNA, 1588 nt
Organism: Wyeomyia smithii (pitcher-plant mosquito)
Lineage: Eukaryota; Metazoa; Arthropoda; Insecta; Diptera; Culicidae
Product: transcription factor IIIA-like
Exons: 2
Coding region: 177-1418 (413 amino acids)
Biological process (GO): regulation of transcription by RNA polymerase II
Molecular function (GO): DNA-binding transcription factor activity; metal ion binding; RNA polymerase II cis-regulatory region sequence-specific DNA binding
Source: RefSeq, a predicted model, not a curated record
AAGUUUGACGGGAGAAAACUUUCAAAACAGCAAACAAAACUGUGUAAACAAGACGCCUCGGCUUUUCAGAGAGGCACGUUUUGCAUUAUUCCAGGUUUCGAAUAACACACAAUACAUCGAUUGUACGCUUUGAAAGGAUUUAAAACAAAGCAAAAUCACAGUUUGUAAAGAAUAAAAUGGUAAGUGAAGCCGAUUCAAGUGAUACCGACCGCUGUCCAGCGCUAGCAAGCGAGGGCGGUUCUAAAACAGAAUAUCCUGCCGAACCAACGGAAGACGCCGAAGAGUCGGCACAAAAACAGCGCCAGACUUUUUGUUGCGAAGAGUGUAAAAUCGUUUUUCGUAAACGUGAUCAUUAUGACCGGCACCGUUUUACGCACACCGGCGUGCGAGAGUAUCGAUGUCCGCAAGCGGAUUGCUCGAAGGAGUACACAAACCGAACGCAUCUCAACCGUCACAUCCGGACAAAUCACGCAGAGAAACCAGCCCAACCGGGCAAGCCGAUCAACUGUAAGCACACUGGUUGCGUGAAAAUGUUUUCAACAGAGCUCGGGAUGCGUCGGCACUACGAGCUGAAGCACAUACUGGGAAAAUCCUGGCCGUGUCCCGAUUGUGGGGAAAGAUUUUGGCGCAAACUUCAACUAAAGCAACAUUCGUUUAAACACACCGGCCAAUAUCCCCACCGGUGUGACAUCUGCGAGAAGGGUUUUAUGAAUCUGAAAUCGCUUCGAAACCACCGGACGACGCAUGCGCUCCACAAGUGCGAAUCAUGCCCGGCGGAGUUUACGCGAUGGACCGAUUUGGUGGCUCAUAGAAAGUUACAGCACGUGACUUUCUAUCAGUGUGAUAUCUGUAAGGGAAAGUUCCCUACCAAGAGGAAUUUGAAGAUGCACAUAAAGAUACACUGCGAGAGUCAGGAAGUGUUCCAGUGUCCCCACGAGGGAUGCCCUAAAUUCUACGAGUACGAACGAAAUUUGAUGGCCCACAUUCGGUCGAAGCACGAAGGCACUCGAAAGUACGUCUGCUCCGUUCCGGAGUGCGCUCGCGCUCUAGCUACCAAGCAAAAGCUAGAUCAGCAUCGCCGAAUGCACGAAUCCGCUGCGCGGAGCGUCCCCCGGAUGAAAGUUCCCAGCAGCACCAAGCGAAAGGACAGUGGAUUGCCGAAACGGUCGAGCGCUGCUCGAUUGGCUAAUGUGCAGCUGGAGCCUCACGCUGAACGUAUUCUGAUUCAGCAGAGCCCAGACCGAAGACCACCGGUCGAGUUUGAGUGCACGGCUUCGCUGGAUUCGGCCUCCGAAUCGGAGCUGGAAACUAGUGGAAAGGUGGAGGGUAUUUUGCAAGGUCAGCUGGCUAAGAUACAAGAGCAAAUUCGGCUGCUGCGAGAUCAGACGGUAGGAAGAGCAGCGAAAGGUGUUGAAUAAAAGGUCAAAUCCUGUUUGGUGGAACAUGAGUAUUAUUUAGAUUUAAUGCUUCUUUUUAUUGUUAGUAUAUUACUAAUUACCAAAAAGCUACCAGUGAAAAUUAGUUUAGAAGUUGAAUAGGUUUUGAUCUUUUAAACAAAAUCACAAUAAAUAGUCACAAGAAACAUUAA